Messenger RNA from Synchytrium microbalum, 648 nucleotides. RefSeq lists its product as uncharacterized. Gene Ontology annotation, cellular component: membrane. Gene Ontology annotation, biological process: vesicle-mediated transport. The record is from RefSeq and is a predicted model, not a curated record. The coding region runs from base 1 to 648 and encodes 215 amino acids. The transcript has 3 exons. NCBI's taxonomy places the organism in Eukaryota, Fungi, Chytridiomycota, Chytridiomycetes, Synchytriales, Synchytriaceae.
AUGAACGGAGAGCGUCAAUUCAAGGACUCGCUUAGGACAUUCAAUAGCGGGAGUGGUCAUGCUCCAACGGGCCAAUCCUCUGCACCUUGGUACACGUCGUCCGCCUCAAGAACUGCACAAAUCCGGGAUGCAGAGCAAAGGCAAGGUUUAUUGGGCGGCUUCCGUGAUCGUCUCAAUGGGCUCACUGGCGCCCAAGAAACAAGUGAUGUCGACUGGUUUGGACUGUCAUUGACUCAGCGUCUAGUCGGAUUCGGUGUAUGCUUACUCCUCGCUGCAAUAUGCUUCCUCUUGGCAUUCUUUGUUGGACUGCCACUCAUGGUCAUAUCACCAUCAAAAUUCGCAGUACCAUAUACAUUUGGAUCUAUCUUAGCGAUGGCCUCGUUUGCACUACUGAGAGGACCAGCCACUCAUUUAAAAAACCUGUUUUCACGAGAACGUUUGCCUUUUACCGGAUUGUAUUUCGGUAGUAUGGCAUUGACGUUGUAUUUCAGUAUGGGAUUACAUUCUUAUCUAGGCACCAUCUUCACGGCUGUGAUACAAAUUAUAUGUCUAUUAUACUUCCUUGGCUCAUAUGUGCCAGGAGGAACUGCUGGUCUCACAUUCCUAGGACGUAGCGCUACUAGUGCGAUUUCCAGGGGAAUGGUCUAG